AUGGAAGACUCAAUAUCCCGGCAAUAUUCAAGCCCAACCCGGCACUCCGACUCUCCAAUUUCCAGUGCGGGGAGCCCCCAUGCCCAUAGUAGGUCCAAGGGCAGUCAUGAGGCCCCCUUUGUGCAGCCAUCCUCCUAUCUACGACCCCAAGGAUACUCGCGACCAACGACCCCCACACAGCAGGAAAGGGUGGUUGAUGACGAUGAACGACAGGCAUUGCGUGCCAUUCGAAAUUUCUUAAAAGUCCGCACAAGUUAUGACGUGCUGCCGCUCAGUUUCCGACUUAUCGUAUUCGACACCUCGUUAUCAGUCAAAGAGAGUUUGAAUAUUCUCAUUCAAAAUGGAAUUGUGUCUGCUCCCCUUUGGGAUUCUACAACUUCAAAGUUCGCCGGCAUCCUAACAACAUCCGACUAUAUUAAUGUGAUUCAAUAUUACUUCCAACAUCAGGAGGCUUUGGCAAAAAUAGAUCAGUUUCGGUUAAACAGUCUCCGAGAAGUUGAACGGGCUCUUGGUGUAGCGCCUCCAGAAACCAUAUCGAUUGGCCCGGAACGCCCGUUAUACGAAGCCUGUCGUAGCAUGUUAUCAUCCAGAGCGCGCCGUGUACCCCUCGUUUCAUACGACAGUCAAACCGAAAGGCCGUUGGUGGUCAGCGUACUUACUCAGUAUCGCCUUCUCAAGUUUGUUGCUGUGAAUGUAGCAGAAACCCAAAAGUUACGGAAACCACUAAAGGAAAUUAAUCUUGGAACUUAUACCGACAUAGUAACAGCUUCUAUGGAUACUCCUGUGAUUGACGUCAUACAUAAGCUGGUUGAAAGGAGCAUAUCUAGUGUACCAAUUAUUAACAGUGAAGGUGUUGUAUACAACGUAUUCGAAGCCGUUGAUGUGAUUACAUUAAUAAAGGGAGGGGUAUAUGACGACCUCAAUCUAGAGGUAGGGCAGGUUCUGAAAAAGCGCUCCCCCGAUUUCCCUGGGAUUUAUACUUGUUCGAUCGAAGAUGGGCUGGAUACCAUUCUCGACACCAUCCGGAGAUCUAGGGUGCAUCGCCUAGUAGUUGUCGAUGACCAAUUCCGUCUCCGAGGAGUCCUUGCUUUAAGCGAUAUCCUUCAUUACCUACUGCUAGAAGGUGAACAGGACGAGCCAUAA
Nannizzia gypsea CBS 118893 is the source of this 1143-nucleotide messenger RNA. RefSeq names its product nuclear protein SNF4. The record is from RefSeq and is a predicted model, not a curated record. Bases 1 to 1143 code for a protein of 380 amino acids. The transcript has 6 exons. NCBI's taxonomy places the organism in Eukaryota, Fungi, Ascomycota, Eurotiomycetes, Onygenales, Arthrodermataceae.